Ilyonectria robusta is the source of this 1200-nucleotide messenger RNA. RefSeq lists its product as uncharacterized. NCBI's taxonomy places the organism in Eukaryota, Fungi, Ascomycota, Sordariomycetes, Hypocreales, Nectriaceae. The record is from RefSeq and is a predicted model, not a curated record. The transcript is spliced from 3 exons. Bases 1 to 1200 code for a protein of 399 amino acids.
AUGGCACAACCACCUUGCCCCGACUGCUCCAAGUUGGACGUGACGUGGCGGAAACACGCACAUGCCGCAGAAAUCAAGAAAUGCCCGAGAUGCCGAUCUGUGUUUGCAAAAGUCUUUCAAAUCCCCGAUCUAUGGUGGAAAAAGGCGUGCAAAAGAUCCAAUGGGUAUUUUGGAUGCGAGGAAACUAUGGAUGACCAAGGAAAAAUAACCGGCUUCAUCACAUGGGCCCGCUUCCUGGUCAAGCAGCAUCUUCCCAAUGUUGGCAGUGGUGCUAGCGAUGUUAGCAGCAAGAAUUACGUGUGGUACAAGUUGAAUAUGCUGACUUACUGGCUGCCUUCGACCAGACAAACAAUCAUGUUUGUAUUUGACGCGCCUGCAGUAAUCGCUGACCAGUUGCCCGCGCUGGUCGGCGAUCCUCAUCCGAAUCAAUUGGGAGAUCCCUUCUGGAUUUAUGACUCAGUGGUAGAUAUGAUUACCACUCUCCAAGACGAGGCCGUGUGGGCGAUCCGCGACCAGGUCAGACACACAGAGACUUCGCGCGUCUCACCGAUAAAGCCACAACCAAAGUAUCUAUAUCUCCACGAAAUUUGCAGGCAUGCGAUUCAUGUUUCGGAGACUCUAAAUGUUGCGACCAAGACUAUUGAGGUGAUUCUGUCAGAGCAUAAGAGCUUUAUGGACGACAGUCAGAGUAACGAUGCCCCAACUAUCCGUGCAGCGAAGCACCUUCAACGACGGCUGCGUUACCAUGAGCAUAUGCUGCAGGGGCUGCAACACCGCUCGGUAUCAAACAAAGCACGACUCAUGAACGAAAUUCAGCUAGCAUUCAACACAGUUGCUCAGUACGACUCAGGAGUAUCAGUUCAGAUUGGUCGCGCAGCACAAAUGGAUAGCGAGGCGAUGAAAACUAUCUCCUUCCUGACCUUAACCUUCCUGCCCGCCACGUUCAUAUCCGCUAUUUUUAGCACGUCAUUCUUCAAUUACAAUGGCGGUUCUGAAGAGUGGUCGGUCUCCAAAAAGUUCUGGCUUUAUUGGGCGGUCGCCAUCCCCAUUACCGUCAUCACUUCCGUGCUUUGGUACUGGUGGCCGAGGAUAUUUCGACCCAACCUGGUGGGCGACGAAGAUGGAGACGGGCAAAGUAGAUAUUCAGAGGAAAACUUGGUCAAGGAAAAAGGAAAGGGUGACAUUGAGAGCGGAGCAUGA